Molecule: messenger RNA, 807 nt
Organism: Closterium sp. NIES-65
Lineage: Eukaryota; Viridiplantae; Streptophyta; Zygnematophyceae; Desmidiales; Closteriaceae
Source: the annotation of a GenBank genome assembly
AUGUCGCGCUUUCCGCCGCCCCGCGUAGUGGGGAACUCCUCCUCGUCGGCCGCGUCACGCCUUCCGCCGCCCCGCCCAGUGGGCGAUCUGUCUUCGUCGACGUUUUCACGCCUUCCGCCGGCCCACGCAGUGGGCGCUCCGUCAUCGUCGACGUUUUCACGCUUUCCGCCGCCCCGCGCAGUGGGCGAUCCGUCAUCGUCGGCGUUUUCCCGCCUUCCGCCGGCCCGCGCAGUGGGCGAUCCGACGUCGUCGGCGUUCUCACGCUUCUCGUCGUCCCGCGCAGUGGGCGAUCCGUCGUCGUCAGCGUUUUCAUGCCUUCCGCCGCCCCGCACAGUGGGCGAUCCUUCGUCGUCGGCGUUUGCGCGCCUUCCGCCGCCCCGCGCAGUGGGCGAUCCGUCGUCGUCGGCGUCUUCACGCCUUCCGCCGCCCCUCGCAGUGGGCGAUCUGUUGUCGUCGGCGUUUUCACGCCCUCCUCCGCCCCGCGCAGUGGGCAAUCCGUCGUCGUCGGCGUUGUCACGCCUUCCACCCGUCCCGCGUUGGCCUUCUGCCAGGUUCCACGGGUUGCUGAUCGUCGGCCGCCUCCACGGCUCCGACCUGACGCGCAGGUCCUUCUCACUUUCUUCCCUUCGCACGUCCGUCGGCGUCACCGGAUCCGCGCGAGUGCUGGCACGUCGUAGAGCAGUUUUUUUGGAUGGGAACACGUGGACAGACCUCCCAUCCAAGCCUCUCACGAAUGUCUCCACACUUUCUCCUUGUCUUUCUCUGGUUGUCUCCUCUCCUCCUCACUUCCCUUCACCAGAGUGCUGA